Hyalella azteca is the source of this 1386-nucleotide messenger RNA. RefSeq names its product succinyl-CoA:3-ketoacid coenzyme A transferase 1, mitochondrial-like (gene SCOT). Lineage: Eukaryota; Metazoa; Arthropoda; Malacostraca; Amphipoda; Hyalellidae. Gene Ontology annotation, biological process: ketone body catabolic process. The record is from RefSeq and is a predicted model, not a curated record. Gene Ontology annotation, molecular function: succinyl-CoA:3-oxo-acid CoA-transferase activity. Gene Ontology annotation, cellular component: mitochondrion.
AUGGCAGGCUUUGGCUUGUGUGGCAUCCCCGAGAACUUGAUCGCCGCGCUGCUCAAGACCAAACAGAGCAAACUGACGGUCGUCAGCAACAAUGCCGGGGUCGAUGAUUUUGGUCUGGGGCUGUUGCUCAGGGCGCGACAGAUCAAGCGCAUGGUCGCCUCCUAUGUGGGCGAGAACGCAGAGUUUGAGCGGCAGUAUCUGAGCGGUGAACUGGAGGUCGAGCUCACUCCUCAGGGCACGCUGGCAGAGCGCAUCAGGGCGGGGGGUGCGGGCAUACCUGCCUUCUACACCCCUACAGGUUACGGCACCUUCGUGCAUGAGGGGCUCAACCCCAUCAAAGGCUGACGCUGCGCAAGACGUCGUCCACGGCGCCGGCCUCCGCGGGCGACAAGAUGCGCGAGGUGAUCGCCCGCCGCGCCGCCCUCGAGUUCCGGGACGGCAUGCAUGCCAACCUGGGCAUCGGCAUGCCCAUGCUGGCGUCCAACUACAUACCCCGCGGGGCCACGUGGACCUGACCAUCCUGGGGGCGAUGCAAGUGUCGCAGUACGGCGAUCUGGCCAACUGGAUGAUACCGGGCAAGCUGGUGAAGGGCAUGGGGGGCGCUAUGGACCUGGUCAGCGCCCCCGGCACGCGCGUCGUCGUCACCAUGGAGCACACGGCGAAGGGCGGCGCUAAGAAGAUCCUCGACACGUGCAGCCUGCCCCUCACUGGCAGGGGCGUGGUGAACACCAUCAUCACGGAGAUGGGGGUGUUCACCGUAGACCGGGACGCCGGUCUAACGCUCAUGGAGUUGGCCGAGGGCUACAAGGUCGACGACGUCAUCGCCGCCACGGAGCCCAUGUUCAGAGUCGGAAGACCCAUGGGCCAGAUCCCGGUGCUGGACUCUGAUGACUAGACCAGCCCUGACGAUGACUAGACCGACCUAUCCUAGAAGCUCUUUAUUAUGACUAGAACUUCUUAAACGCUUUACUUUAUGACUAGACCUCUCCUAGAAGCUCUAUAUUAUGACUAGACCUUUCCUAGAAGCUAUAUAUUAUGACUAGAACGCUCCUAAACUAGACGCUCUUAUGACUAGAAGUCACCUAGGCGUUCACUACACAGCUUUAUUCAGCAGCAUCAUAGUGUCCGAUGGACGUUUCUAUUUCCUUCACAUUUGCAGCUCAUUGUUUGACAUUACGCUCCUACCUGCUUAUAUUAACAAAUGUUUAGCUAAGUAAUGGAAUAAAUUUCUUGAUGUAUAUCGAAAUAGCGUCAGUUAUUACACUCGACUUUAAAUGGAAUACGUUUUAACUACUAGAGGCUUAGCCUGUAGUAACGAAUGCAUUGUAGGUUUCUUGUUACCUGAUGAAUUUAAGAACUAUGGCUUUAAUAAAUUGUUUUAUGUAA